Messenger RNA from Loxodonta africana (African savanna elephant), 5001 nucleotides. RefSeq names its product insulin receptor related receptor (gene INSRR). NCBI's taxonomy places the organism in Eukaryota, Metazoa, Chordata, Mammalia, Proboscidea, Elephantidae. The transcript has 22 exons. Gene Ontology annotation, biological process: protein autophosphorylation; cell surface receptor protein tyrosine kinase signaling pathway; positive regulation of kinase activity. The coding region runs from base 297 to 4202 and encodes 1301 amino acids. Gene Ontology annotation, cellular component: insulin receptor complex; plasma membrane; axon. The record is from RefSeq and is a predicted model, not a curated record. Gene Ontology annotation, molecular function: phosphatidylinositol 3-kinase binding; insulin receptor substrate binding; ATP binding.
UUUUCUCCUUCUUGAGUCCUCUCUGAGUCUCUUCCUGUCACUGUCUGCAUCUCUGUCCCCAUCUCCGGUCUCUGGAUUCACGCUGAGCCUGUCUGUGGAAGCCAGUCACUGUCUUAGUGUCUCUGUGAUCCCCAUUUCUUUUAUUUCUCCUGUCUCUGUGUGGGAUUUCUUGUCUCUCUGCCCCUGCCCCCCUCCUCUUCUCUGUCCUUGGGAGGUGUCCUUUAGGGCCUGGAAGACCCUUCUCGCCGGACCACCUGGAGGAGAGCCAGGACCAGGCACAAGCCAAGGCUGGGACAAUGGCAGUACCCAGCCUGUGGCCUUGGAUAGCAUGGUUGCUUGUGAUCCUCCUCUCCUUGGGAUUCGGCCUGCACACACUUGAGGUGUGCCCCAGCCUGGACAUUCGCUCAGAGGUGGCCGAACUGCGGCGACUGGAGAACUGCAGCGUGAUAGAGGGCCACCUGCAGAUCCUGCUCAUGUUCACAGCCACAGGAGAGGACUUCCACGGCCUCAGCUUCCCACGCCUCACCCAGGUCACUGACUACCUGCUGCUCUUUCGCGUCUAUGGCCUGGAGAGCCUGCGUGACCUCUUCCCCAACCUAGCAGUCAUCCGUGGUGCCCGUCUCUUCCUGGGCUAUGCGCUGGUCAUCUUCGAGAUGCCGCAUCUGCGGGACGUGGGGUUGCCGGCACUGGGGGCCGUGCUGCAGGGGGCCGUGCGGGUGGAGAAGAACCAGGAGCUCUGUCACCUCUCCACCAUUGACUGGGGGCUGCUGCAGCCUGCACCUGGAGCCAACCAUAUCGUGGGCAACAAGCUGGACGAGGAGUGUGCCGACGUAUGCCCUGGCAUGCUGGGCGCUGCCGGCGAGCCCUGUGCCAGGACCACCUUCAGUGGGCACACCGACUACAGGUGCUGGACCUCCAGCCAUUGCCAGAGAGUGUGCCCCUGCCUCCACGGGCUGGCCUGCACAGUGAAGGGCGAGUGCUGCCACGCUGAAUGCCUGGGGGGCUGCAGCCGUCCAGAAGACCCCCGUGCCUGCGUGGCCUGCCGCCACCUCUACUUCCAGGGUACCUGCCACCAGGCCUGUCCUCCAGGUACCUACCAGCAUGAGUCGUGGCGCUGUGUCACAGCUGCGCACUGUGCCAGCCUGCGCUCUGUGCCUGGCCACGCCUCCACCUUUGGCAUCCACCAGGGCAGUUGCCUGGCCCAGUGCCCUCCUGGCUUCACCCGUAAUGGCAGCAGCAUAUUCUGCCAGAAGUGCGAGGGGCUGUGCCCCAAAGAGUGCAAGGUGGGCACCAAGACCAUCGACUCUGUCCAGGCGGCACAGGAGCUGGUGGGCUGCACCCACGUGGAGGGGAGCCUUAUCCUCAACCUUCGCCAGGGCUAUAACCUGGAGCCGGAGCUGCAGCGCGGCCUGGGGCUGGUGGAGACCAUCACUGGCUUCCUGAAAAUCAAGCACUCCUUUGCCCUUGUGUCCCUGGGCUUCUUCAAGAACCUCAAACUAAUCCGGGGGGACGCCAUGGUGGAUGGAAACUACACUCUGUACGUGCUGGACAACCAGAACCUACAGCAGCUGGGACCCUGGGUGGCCGACGGGCUCACCAUUCCCGUGGGCAAGAUCUACUUCGCCUUCAACCCGCGCCUCUGCUUGGAGCACAUCUACCGGUUGGAGGAGGUGACCGGCACGCGGGGGCGGCAAAACAAGGCCGAGAUCAACCCCCGCACCAACGGAGACCGAGCCGCUUGCCAGACUCGCACCCUGCGCUUCGUGUCCAACGUGACGGAGGCUGACCGCAUCCUGCUGCGCUGGGAGCGCUACGAGCCGCUGGAGGCCCGCGACCUGCUUAGCUUCAUAGUGUACUACAAGGAGUCUCCAUUCCAGAAUGCCACAGAGCACGUGGGGCCAGACGCCUGUGGGACCCAGAGCUGGAACCUGCUGGAUGUGGAGCUGCCUCUAAGCCGCACCCAAGAGCCAGGGGUGACCCUGGCCCCCCUCAAGCCCUGGACACAGUAUGCAGUGUUUGUGCGGGCCAUCACGCUGACCAUCGCCGAGGACAGCCCCCAUCAAGGAGCCCAGAGCCCCAUUGUGUACCUACGAACCCUGCCUGCAGCGCCUACGGUACCCCAGGACGUCAUCUCCACGUCCAGUUCCUCCUCCCACCUGCUGGUGCGCUGGAAGCCCCCGAUCCAGCGCAACGGGAACAUCACCUACUACCUGGUGCUAUGGCAGCGGCUGGCAGAGGACGGCGACCUCUACCUCAACGACUACUGCCACCGCGGCCUGCGGCUACCCACCAGCAACAGCGACCCCCGCUUCGACCGCGAAGACGGGGAACUCGAGGCCGAGGUGGAGCCCGGCUGCUGCCCUUGCCAGCACCCACCUCCUGGGCAGGUCCUUCCUCCGCUGGAGGCACAAGAGGCCUCGUUCCAGAAGAAGUUUGAGAACUUUCUACACAACGCCAUCACCAUCCCCAAGUCCCCUUGGAAAGUGACGUCCAUCAACAAGAGCCCCCAAAGGGACUCAGGGAGGUACCGCCGGGCCGCGGAGGCCCCUCGGCUAGCCGGGAACAGCUCGGAUUUCGAGAUUCAGGAGGACAAGGUGCCCCGGGAGCGAGCGGUGCUGAGCGGCCUGCGCCACUUCACGGAAUACCGGAUCGACAUUCACGCCUGCAAUCACGCGGCGCACACCGUGGGCUGCAGCGCUGCCACCUUCGUCUUUGCGCGCACCAUGCCCCACCGAGAGGCUGAUGGUAUCCCAGGGAAGGUGGCCUGGGAGGCGGCCAGCAAGAGCAGUGUCCUCCUACGCUGGCUUGAGCCACCGGACCCCAAUGGACUCAUCCUCAAGUAUGAGAUCAAGUAUCGUCGCUCUGGAGAGGAAGCCACAGUGCUGUGUGUGUCCCGCCUGCGAUAUGCCAAGUUUGGGGGAGUCCACCUGGCCCUGCUGCCCCCUGGAAACUAUUCUGCCAGGGUUCGGGCAACCUCACUGGCUGGCAAUGGCUCCUGGACAGACAGUGUUGCCUUCUACAUCCCUGGCCCAGAGGAGGAGAACUCCGGGGGGCUGCACGUCCUUCUCACUGUCACCCCUGUGGGGCUCAUGCUGCUCGUCAUUCUUGUGGCCCUCGGUUUCUUCUAUGGCAAGAAGAGAAACAGCACCCUGUAUGCCUCCGUGAAUCCAGAGUACUUCAGUGCCUCUGAUAUGUACAUCCCUGACGAGUGGGAGGUGCCUCGGGAGCAAAUCUCCAUAAUCCGGGAACUAGGCCAGGGCUCUUUCGGGAUGGUAUACGAGGGGCUGGCAAGAGGACUUGAGGCUGGAGAGGAGUCCACGCCUGUGGCCCUGAAGACGGUGAAUGAGCUGGCCAGCCCACGGGAAUGCAUUGAGUUCCUCAAGGAGGCCUCUGUCAUGAAGGCAUUCAAGUGUCACCAUGUGGUACGUCUCCUGGGUGUGGUGUCCCAGGGCCAGCCAACUCUGGUCAUCAUGGAGUUAAUGACCCGUGGCGACCUCAAGAGCCACCUUAGAUCUCUGCGGCCUGAGGCAGAGAACAACCCUGGGCUCCCACGGCCCGCGCUGGGGGACAUGAUCCAGAUGGCUGGUGAGAUUGCAGAUGGUAUGGCAUACCUUGCUGCCAACAAGUUCGUUCACCGAGAUCUGGCGGCCCGCAACUGUAUGGUGUCCCAGGACUUCACCGUCAAGAUUGGGGACUUCGGGAUGACUCGGGACGUGUAUGAGACAGAUUAUUACCGCAAGGGAGGGAAGGGGCUGCUGCCGGUGCGCUGGAUGGCCCCUGAGUCUCUCAAAGAUGGAAUCUUCACCACCCACUCGGAUGUCUGGUCCUUUGGCGUGGUGCUCUGGGAGAUCGUGACCUUGGCCGAACAACCCUACCAGGGCCUGUCCAAUGAGCAGGUGCUCAAGUUUGUCAUGGACGGCGGGGUUCUGGAGGAGCUGGAAGGCUGCCCCCCUCAGCUGCAGGAGUUGAUGAGCCGCUGCUGGCAGCAGAGCCCGCGCCUGCGCCCCACCUUCACCCACAUCCUAGACAGCAUACAGGAGGAGCUGCGGCCCUCUUUCCGCCUCCUCUCCUUCUAUUACAGCCCAGAGUGCCAGGGGGGCCGGGCUUCCCUGCUGCCCACUGAGGCAGAGCCCGACUCCCCCCCUGCCCCAGGAGAGGCUUCCUCAAACUUCAGCCCCCCAAAUGGGGGUCCAUGGCACUGAGGGGCACCCCGUUCCCUGAUGACUGGCCUCCUUCCUGUGGGCAGAGAGGAAGGAACCCAGCCUUGCUGCCAUGGGAUGUCCAGGUGUUCACACCUCCACCCCACACUCAGGACAGAGGUGGCCAUGGGUGGGGCAGGAGCAGAAAAGGUUGGAUGCAGGGGGUAUCAGAGCCAACCCACUGCAGGAAAGAUUUUCUCAGGAGUCUGAGUUCUCUGUGAGAAAGUAAGCAGGAUCACAACAGGGGGACCAGGAGUUAGUCCGGGGAUUAGACUUUUCCUGGUCCUCAAAGUAACUCUGCUCAGACUAGCAAGAAAGGGACUGCCCACCCUGAAGGCAGGAUCCAGAGAACCCUACCCUCAGCGUUGGGUCUCUUCUGGACAUCCAGGGCCGUCACCACAUUCUGAAACCAGAUGAGCAGUCAGAACCAGGCCUGGAGUCUUCUCCAUCAAUGCUUGGGGUGCUGGGGGUGGGGGUCCAUAUGACUGCUCUUCUUACCACUAGGUAAGAUACCAGGUGCAGGGGGUAUCACAGCAGACUCCCAGCAUGCCCCCUAACAGGCCUGCCCUCUCCUCCACCCACCCAUCAAUCAGCUCUUCCUCUCCCUGCACCCCACCCAGGGACCCCCAAGCUUGGUGCUCCUCCACCCUUUUCUCCAGGGGCAUCCCUUGGGGCAGAUUCAGCCCAUCCCCCAAUCUCUUCCCCUUCCAUCCCCCUCCUACCCUGGAUUAUUAAGUCUUUAAGAGCCUUGUCUUCCUCCCUUCCCUCACCCUUGCCCCCCACCCCCUCCUCUCAUGGGAAG